Molecule: messenger RNA, 3192 nt
Organism: Canis lupus familiaris (dog)
Lineage: Eukaryota; Metazoa; Chordata; Mammalia; Carnivora; Canidae
Gene: SINHCAF
Product: SIN3-HDAC complex associated factor
Exons: 7
Coding region: 582-1247 (221 amino acids)
Biological process (GO): negative regulation of cell migration
Source: RefSeq, a predicted model, not a curated record
GGAUUUUUUAUUUUUAUUUUUAACCUAUGCUAUUUCAGUUGAAGUCUUUAUUUCUGAGUUUGACCUCUUUCCUGUAGGAUGAAUUCUAGGUUCUUCUGAGUGUGGAUUCCAUAGGCAGCCAUAAUUAAUACUUUACCAUGUAAUUUCUCAGAGACUGGGUGCAUGUGUGGAGAGUCUUUGGCAAACAAGUGGGGUUGGUGUCCACAACCCUUUCUUAGUUUUUCUCCAGGCAGGUUAAAAUUUGUUCCUUAAAAGUGAGCAAGUAAAGUAAAUUCAGAAGUUUUGAUGUUGGGAUGUGGACUGGUCUGAAGGAUGUAAGAGGGAAUAAUCAUGUUCAGUUGCUUUGGCUUUCCUUAAGCUCUGAUGAAACCGGUCUCAUUAUUGGGAACAUUGCAGCCAAGUGGCCUAGCAGCAUGAGAACACAAAAACAGUCGUCUUUGACUCCUUGUGAAGUGUUGCUCCAGUUACACUGUUAGCGUUUACUGGAUCCUGUGCUUACAGGCACAGGACUCCAUAGAAGAAGAGCUCCAAAAACUUCUAUAAAACUGAAUCAGACCAAUGACUAUUGCCCAGAAGAAAAGAUGUUUGGUUUUCACAAGCCAAAGAUGUACCGAAGUAUAGAGGGCUGCUGUAUUUGCAGAGCGAAGUCCUCCAGUUCUCGAUUCACUGACAGUAAACGCUAUGAAAAGGACUUCCAGAGCUGUUUUGGGUUGCAUGAAACUCGUUCAGGAGACAUCUGUAAUGCCUGUGUCCUGCUUGUGAAAAGAUGGAAGAAGUUGCCAGCAGGAUCAAAAAAAAACUGGAAUCAUGUGGUAGAUGCAAGGGCAGGACCCAGUCUGAAGACUACUUUGAAACCAAAGAAAGUGAAAACUCUAUCUGGAAACAGGAUAAAAAGCAACCAGAUCAGUAAACUACAGAAGGAAUUUAAACGUCACAAUUCUGACGCUCAUAGUACCACCUCAAGUGCCUCCCCAGCUCAAUCUCCUUGUUAUAGUAACCAGUCAGAUGAUGGCUCAGACACAGAGAUGGCCUCUGGCUCUAACAGAACGCCGGUUUUUUCCUUUUUAGAUCUCACAUACUGGAAAAGACAGAAAAUAUGUUGUGGAAUUAUCUAUAAAGGCCGUUUUGGGGAAGUCCUCAUUGACACACAUCUAUUCAAGCCUUGCUGCAGCAACAAGAAAGCAGCUGCUGAGAAGCCGGAGGAGCAGGGGCCAGAGCCUCUGCCCAUCUCCACUCAGGAGUGGUGACUGAGGUUUAGGUAGAAGGGGAACAAAAAUGAUUUAAAUUUUGGAAAGAAAACAAAGCAACAAAACCCUCCUAUUUUUAACUUGGAUACAUGCUAUUCUGCCAAAAGACAAUUUCUAGAAUAGUUUUGAAUGGGUUAUUUCUUCUCCAGUUCCACAAACUCUGAAGCCAGUGUCUAGCUUACUGAAAGAAAAAAAGAAGUGUACAUAAUAUUUAAGAUGCUGAGUAUUUCAUAGGAAAGCUGAAUGCUGCUGUAAAGUGCUCUUUAAGUCUUUUUUUUUUUUAAUCCCCUUCUAAUGAAUGAAACUAGGGGAAUUUCAGGGGACAGAGAUGGGAUUUGUUGUAUGAUAAACGUAUGUAGUUUUAGUCUUUCUAUAUUGAGAAGCAGUGGUUGGGGCAUUUUUUAAGACGGCUAUCCUUGUUUUCCUUCACGAUAAUAAAUUUGUCAUAACUCAGUAACAUGGACUUGCCCCUAGAGGUAGUUGUUAAUAAUUCUGAAAAAAUAAGGUCUUGCCAAGGUUCUGAUGAUUCAAACCUGUACUACUGAAUAUGAAGCAGGACAGACUAAGCUCUGGCGCAAAUACCUUGAAGGAGUAAUCUCUAAAUAUACAGAGAGGUAACCUGACUGUAUAUGUUGCAUCCUGUGUCACCUCCAUAUUGAUAUUUGAUAAAAGAUUUUUAUCUAUAUUGAAACUUCUAAAGCAGAGUCAAAUCUUUGGGGAAAUGUCAAGUUUUAGGAUGAGCAGUCCUAGAUGAAUAGUACCAAAGCAUUACCACCUGGUAGAGAUCACAUUCUGUUAAAAAGGUUAAAUUAUCUUAAAAAAAUGUGCAAGUCUUCAGGAUGGCGCACACAAAAAAACAAAGGUUAAUGCUUCUUGGGGCACAUUUCUUAGAGGGCUUGCCUAGUGUGUAAAUAAUUGACUUUUGUUUGUGUUACAUGACUGGUGACUUCAUCGAAAAUCUGCACAAUUCAGUUUUAGCUCUGGAUUACUUCAGUUGACCUUUGUGAAGGUUUUAUCUGUGUAGAGUGGUUGUUUGACUUGUUUUAACCUAUUAGGGUUUUGGGUGGUAUUUUUUUUUUUUUUUUUUUCACAUAUUAAAGUAAAAUUCUACUAAAAGAAAAGAGGUGUGUGUUAAUGCUGAGUGGGUUGGCUUAGGUUUGGUUUCUUCUAGUCAGGCUUUUUGAACCUUGAGAUAUUAGACGAUACAUCCUGAACAUGGAGCUCUUCAGUUCUAAAAUCUUCAUUUGAAAGCCUUUUACUUGAACCCAAACCAAAGUACUCUCAUUGCCUCUUUUCUAAAUGUUCAGAAAAAAUGUAUCACCAGAUCAUACUUUUCAUAAUAAGGGAGGAUCAUUUGCCUACCUUAUAUUAACAUGACUCAGUGCUUAUUUUUAAAACUGGAUUUUUAAAAUUGGAUAGUAUAAAUAACAAUAAGGAGUGAGCCACUUUUUAUGGGCACCCUAUAGUUUUAUAGUUCUUAAUCUAAACUUAAAAUUUUAUAUUUCUUCCUUAUGGCAAAAACUACAAGCCACCAUAUAUGCACAGACUACACAGUGAGUUGGGUUGGCUCUCCCACAGCCGUUGAGGUGUGUUACAAGAGUCCCGGCCAUGAUCAUCUUCCUCCUGUCAUUUUGAAAUGGUUUGUUUUUUUGUUUUUUUGCUUUUUGUUUUUGUACAUUUUGGCUACAGUAUUGGUGGUAGAAUAUACUAUAAUAUGGAUCAUCUCUACUUCUGUAUUUAUUUAUUUAUUGCUAGACCUCAACCACAGUCUUCUUCAUCCCCUUCCACCUCUUUGCCUGUAGGAUGUACUGUAUGUAGUCAUGCACUUUGUAUUAAUAUAUUAGAAAUCUACAAAUCUGUUUUGUACUUUUUAUACUGUUGGAUACUUAUAAUCAAAACUUUUACUUAGGGUAUUGAAUAAAUUUAGUCUUACUAGAAAAUAAAA